AAUCGACCACUGAGUAGUCUGAGUUUUUAGUCGAGCUCGAUCUCGAGAUUGAACCUCCCAAAACUCGAUUCGGCUCGGCUCGAUUAUACAGUCUGCCAAGAUUUUCUAAUUUCUAUUGCCUUGGAACCUAAACCCUCCUUAACCCUUACCUCCAUAGUUCAAAACUGCACACAGCCAGAAGCACAGGAAACACGCACCGUCUCUCCAUCAUGGCCCGUCUAAUUCAGAUGGCGCGAAGAGCAUAUCUGUCUUCUUCUUUGCCUUCGUCACCCAAAACCCUAAUUUCUAGACUACAGCAAUCUCCUCUUCAAAUCGAGAAACCCUUCCACAACUCUCUCAACCAGGUCUUCCAGACGCGAAAUUACAUCACUGAGAUGCGUAAAUCUGCCUUUGAAGGGAACAUACUGAGAAUCCUUCGCACCGAGAUUCAAUACGAGUCGGAAUACGCCCCUUCCAAAGAGCCUGUUACAGAAUUCAAUUCGUUUACGGUGGAGGAUAGGCCAGGAGAGCAGUGGGUUAGAUUGAGAAGGAAAUGUGGAGACAAAGAAGAGAUUAAAAUUGAGGUUACGAUGUUCGAUGGGUCCAUUCCUGUUCCUAAAUCCGGUGAUGAUGCCCAAGGGGAAGACAUGAAGCUUCACAUCAGCUUGAUUGUCGAUGUUUCCAAGGUGGAGGGUUGCGAUGUUUUGGAGUUCAUAUGCUCUGCAUGGCCGGACUGCUUGGAGAUUCAGAAAGUUUUUUUGCUUAAGCGUGACGGAAUGCCUGCGGCGCCUUAUACAGGACCUGGUUUUAAGGAUUUGAGCGAUGAUCUUCAGGAUUCACUCCAGGAAUUCUUGGAGGCGAGGGGGGUAACUGAUGAACUUGCUGUUUUCUUACAUGAGUAUAUGAUGAACAAAGAUAAGACUGAGUUUAUCCGGUGGAUGGGAACUGUCAAAUCUUUUAUUGAGAAAUAGAUGGAUUUUCUUCUUAAUAAGGUGGUCUCUUUUUCUUGGAGGCCUAAAGAAUCCAGGGUUGAUGAUAAGGGUUGUCAAUUACGAUGUAUGUUGUGAUGGAUAACAAUGAUCAAUUUGUUCUUUUUGUGUUAAUUUCCUCAUCAGGUCUAGAACCAGAAUUAGAACUUGAAAUUGUAUUUCAUGUUUCUGAUGAUGUUUCAGAUAUCAGACUGAUUGUUGCACCAUAUCACUCUUCAAUCAGCAGUUUUUCUUGGACAGAGACACAGGAGUUGGAAUCUGAUGUGUCCAAGAGUCUGACUCCGCAAUAUGAGAUAACAUGGACCUGCAGACACCUCUAUGGAAAAGUAGCCAUUAAAAUAGUUUCUAAUUUUGGAAUUCUAACAUUAUAUACCUGCAAAAAGAGGUGUAAAAUGUCUCCUUUCUUUCCAAGUAAUGUUUUAUGUGAAAAUGACAUUCAUUUUGUACAUUAGCUGUUGAUUAUGUCAAAUAAGCCAGGGGAUAAGAAAGGAAAUGUUACAUAGAAGUGUUCUCAAGAAUUCAUGGAAUAUUGGACCAACAGUGUCAAUCAGCAUUUUCAA
Molecule: messenger RNA, 1528 nt
Organism: Nelumbo nucifera (sacred lotus)
Lineage: Eukaryota; Viridiplantae; Streptophyta; Magnoliopsida; Proteales; Nelumbonaceae
Source: RefSeq, a predicted model, not a curated record